AUGCUGCUGAAAUCCUUCUACGCAUUUGGAUUAGUUUGCGGUCUUGUGCCUGCGCCCCUGGGAAAAGUGAGGUUUCUUCGGGGAUGUUCGCAGAGAUGGUACCUCCUAUACACGGCCUGCCUGCACGGAGUCCUCCUGAUCCUGCUGCCCUUCACCUUCCCCCAGUUCCUGCACAAAGAAAGCAACAUAGGCAACAAUAUGGUUCUUCAAUGGACCUUUACCUUAACCAGUAUCACCCGCGUACUGGCCAUGUUAUCGGGUGGUCUAAUGAUGUGGCUAAGAAGGAAAAAGCUCCUGAGAUUAAGUGAAAACCUUUUAAAUCACUGCCUAAAGUGCAGAAUGCUUGAUGAUCGUACCACCAAGUACACCACCUUGUGGAAGAAAAUUCGAGGACUACUUACCCAGACAUUGAUUGUCGUGUUUCUCACCAUUUCUGUGGCUGCCUUAAUUUUGCAGAAAAUCGAUACAUAUCACUCUUUUAUCAAUGUAUCAAUGAUUGUGGUGCACGUCACCCAAUUUAUAUACGUGGUCAUCAUGAUGGCCGGGGUAUAUGUGAUCCUCUUAGUCCUCCACUGGCAAAGUGAACUGGUUUAUGUUGCUCUAAAAGAUCUCUGUGUGCUUCUCAACCACGAAGAGCGGAACUCCUUGGUGCUGGCGGAAACUAAAGCGAAAAAGUCUCUGGCCAUCCUGCAUAACCUACGUCAGCUUUAUGCCGAAAAUCGGCGACUCAUUCGUGAAGUUUUUGGAACCUUUGACAUUCCAAUUGCCUUUAUGUUGCUUAAAAUGUUUGUUACAAAUAUAAAUCUGGUUUACCAUGGCGUGCAAUUUGGAAAUGCAUCCAUAGAAACCUCUAGAUACACGAAAAUACUGGGACAAUUUGUUGUAAUUUCCCAUUAUUGGUAUGCAAUUCUGCUGAUGAAUGUUGUGGAUGAUGUGACCCGUGGAAGUAUUCUCAAAAUGGGAAGCCUCUUGCGAGAAUUUAGUCAUCUGGAACUGGUGAAAAGAGACUUUCAAGUGCAGCUGGAAAUCUUUUCCGAUCACUUGCGUUGUCAUCCUGCAGCCUAUAAGGUUUGCGGUCUAUUUAUUAUCAAUAGACAAACGAGUUUGGUUUAUUUUUUCUACGUCCUGGUUCAAGUUUUAGUGCUUGUGCAAUUUGAUUUAAAGAAUAAAGUUGAAGAUACACAUUAA
Messenger RNA from Drosophila elegans, 1188 nucleotides. It is a transcript of the gene Gr58a, whose product is annotated as putative gustatory receptor 58a. Gene Ontology annotation, biological process: sensory perception of taste. The record is from RefSeq and is a predicted model, not a curated record. Lineage: Eukaryota; Metazoa; Arthropoda; Insecta; Diptera; Drosophilidae. The transcript has 2 exons. The coding region runs from base 1 to 1188 and encodes 395 amino acids. Gene Ontology annotation, cellular component: membrane.